CUUGCUCCUCCAACUUCCCUCCUGGCUUCUGCCCCUUUGUCUGCGCUCCUCACGCCGCCCCCCGCCCCAGCCUCACACCCGCAUUCCCCAGAUCUCCAUGGACUCGACCCCUCCCACGGACCCGGCGGCCUCCUGCUUGGCCUCCGCCUCUGCGGCGGUGGCAUCGGGGGACGUCGCCGCGAUGCUGCCGGACUCGCCGCCGCGGCGUGGGGCGGGCCACCGCCGCGCACAGUCGGAGAUCCUCCUCGGCGGCGCCGCGCUCCCCGACGACCUCACCUUCGACGCGGACCUCGGCGUUGUCGGGGAGGCCUGCGUGGCCGGCGACGAGGAUGAGGAGGAUGACGACGACGACGAGGAAGGGGUCGGCGGCGCUGGCGGCAGCCGGAUGUUCGAGAUGUUCCUCGAGAACGGUGGCAAGCUCCCAGGACCGCCGGAGCCGUCGGCGCAUCCGCAUUCGACGCCGCCGCGGCCACGGCACCAUCACAGCAUGUCUAUGGAUGGGUCCACGUCUUUGUUUGGUUCCGCCGCCGCCGGGACGCCUGGGAGGUCGGGCGCUGAUGCCAAGAAGGCUAUUUCCGACGCUAAGCUCGCCGAGCUCGCGCUUGUUGACCCCAAACGUGCCAAGAGGAUUUUGGCAAACCGCCAGUCAGCUGCUAGGUCGAAAGAAAGAAAGAUGCGCUACAUUGCGGAGCUUGAAAGGAAAGUACAGACUCUCCAAUUAGAAGCAACUACACUAUCAGCUCAGCUGGCCAUGUUGCAGCGAGAUACGACUGGUAUGACAAGUGAGAAUAGUGAUCUGAAGAUACGUGUGCAGACAAUGGAGCAGCAGGUUCAGCUGCAGGACGCUCUGAACGACAGGCUAAGAGACGAGAUUCAGCAGCUGAAGGUUGCAACAGGACAGGUAAACGCCAGCAUUGGAAAAACAGGAAACUCUGGUAUGUCAUCAUUUGGAGGUAAUCCACAAAGUUACCAGCGUAGCCAUAUACAGUCUCUUCUGGCUGCUCAGCACCUGCAGCGGCUCCGGAUCCACUCCCAACAUCAGCAACAGCAGACGCAUUUUCAGCAGCAGCAGCAGCCGCAGCCGCAGCUGCUGCUGCAGGAGGCGCAUCCAUUUCCGGUGGACCUAAAGAUGAGAGGAUUUUCUCUGUCAUCACAUGCUCAGAACGCAGGUGCAUCAGACAGCCAUGCUGCCAAGAGCGAACCCUGAGAUUUAGCAUGUAUUCAUGUGGGUUGUUAGAAAUAAUAAUGUCGCUCUGUUAGCGUGGUGUCUAGGUGAACUUCAAUUUGUUUGAGGUGCUUAGAUUUUGUGCAGCCUGGAGCUCCCAUUUGGUUGUAAGCUUCAGUGCUGACUGACCGGUCAUUUACCUUGCCUAAUGCUUGUACCUGGGUCCUGGCCAUGACUUUGUGCCUGGAGGAUGGAGCCGUUCGCGCAUCUGUGCAAGAGCAGAAUGACAAUUGUUCUUUGGUUC
Zea mays is the source of this 1469-nucleotide messenger RNA. RefSeq lists its product as uncharacterized. Gene Ontology annotation, biological process: regulation of DNA-templated transcription. Gene Ontology annotation, molecular function: DNA-binding transcription factor activity. Bases 98 to 1207 code for a protein of 369 amino acids. The transcript has 4 exons. The record is from RefSeq and is marked validated. Gene Ontology annotation, cellular component: nucleus. NCBI's taxonomy places the organism in Eukaryota, Viridiplantae, Streptophyta, Magnoliopsida, Poales, Poaceae.